AUGGCACCCACAGAGGCUGAGCUCCUGGCUGAUUACCUUAUUCAACCUUCGACUCUGACCGCCAUCACAACACUCGAGCAGUUCAAGGCUCUCUUCCCUCGCCCGCUACAAUCGUCACCACAAGUCCGGUCUUUAUUUCGAGACCUACAAGCACAACGCGCAGAUGUUCUGGACCAAGUUGCUGAAAAUAUCGCCGAUGAAGCAAAACGAAGUCUUGCAAUGCGGCGGGAAGUCCUACGAGCCAAACGUGAGGCAGAACGGGAGGAUAUAGAUGCCGAAAUUGAAAUGGAGCGCGCGCUAUUCGGCGAUGCAUCAGGAGCUGCAAGUGCCAAGCACACCCUCAGUUCUGUCAUUCCUGAGCUAGAAGGAGCAGCAGGCGCUCUAGAAGCUGAGAUUGAAAAACUACAAGAGGAAGAGGCAGCCCUGCUCGAGUCUGUGCAACAAACUGUAGGGGCGCUAAGCGAUCUACGAUACGGUAAAUUCUCCAAUGGGCAGAUAAGCGACGAAGUCAUCGACGGCCUGAAGAACGUGGAAGCAGCUUGCAAGAACAAAUCAUAA
Messenger RNA from Fusarium pseudograminearum CS3096, 558 nucleotides. RefSeq lists its product as uncharacterized. The transcript is spliced from 2 exons. The record is from RefSeq and is a predicted model, not a curated record. Gene Ontology annotation, cellular component: kinetochore; Mis6-Sim4 complex. The coding region runs from base 1 to 558 and encodes 185 amino acids. Gene Ontology annotation, biological process: chromosome segregation. NCBI's taxonomy places the organism in Eukaryota, Fungi, Ascomycota, Sordariomycetes, Hypocreales, Nectriaceae.